Dreissena polymorpha is the source of this 381-nucleotide messenger RNA. RefSeq lists its product as uncharacterized. The record is from RefSeq and is a predicted model, not a curated record. Bases 1 to 381 code for a protein of 126 amino acids. NCBI's taxonomy places the organism in Eukaryota, Metazoa, Mollusca, Bivalvia, Myida, Dreissenidae. The transcript has a single exon.
AUGACCUGCAGAAUCGUUCAUGGCAGACAGCUUAAGGACGCCUUUGAAGAGAGAACCGGUGUGAGGCAAGGCUGCUUACUCUCACUUUUCAUGUUACUGCUGACCAUAGACUGGGUAAUGAAGACAUCGACGGAGCAGAAGCAGAAUGGAAUUCAGUGGGCACUCUGGAAAUUGUUGAAAGACCUCGACUUUGCCGAUGAUCUGGCUCUUCUCUCCACCACCCAACAACAGAUGCAGGACAGGACAAACAUAGUGGCGAAAAACUCAGCUAGACUGUGCCUUGUCAUUCACAAAGAGAAGAUCAAGGUGUUCAGGACCAACAUAUCCAACCACACACCCAUCACAAUCCAAGGCGAUGCGAACCAUUGUCACCACCAUUAA